Molecule: messenger RNA, 904 nt
Organism: Colletotrichum navitas
Lineage: Eukaryota; Fungi; Ascomycota; Sordariomycetes; Glomerellales; Glomerellaceae
Exons: 1
Coding region: 179-649 (156 amino acids)
Source: RefSeq, a predicted model, not a curated record
CGUACCUGGAUCAUCCUCUUGUCGUCCCCAUCGUCUUGUGCAUCCAUUUUCAACUUCGUCCCUUGCAAACAUGUCCCCUUCCCCUCCCGCCCCCACCGAGCCCUGGCCUCCGCUCGGCCUCCUUUGUCGGAACCACUGAAACUGAGGCGUGUCUACGUGAGGGAAAGGGGGGACUACGAUGCUCGCGAAUUUCAAGACAAAACACGAUGGAUCUGCUUUGCUACGUACGCUCUGUUCUGCUCUGUCCUGCGGUGUCGUGGGAGACUUUCUCGGCCGUCUCACACAUCCACGCACAAUUUAUGGACAAAUUAACUACUAUGUAGUACGCACUCAGCGAAAUUACUUGCAAGGAUUGAGUCAUCAACUGUCACCCAGCCCAAACGAGUGUGGCGCUGAAAUGGCCGCUGGAUCGCUUGGGGGCUCAACAAGGCGCAAAGGGGGGAGGAAAAAAGAAAAACAUUGUUCAAGACCGAACAAAAGCAACUCGUCUCCGUAUUGCUUGCUGCCAAUUUCUGUUGCCGCAAAGUCUAAGACGGCCGACUGGUCCUCUGAUUCGCUUGACGUCAUGCACCCGGGCCUGAACGCGCACCGUCUCAUUUCUUCUGCUUUUUUAUGCUUUUUACUUGUCCUCGGCAGCAGGGAGCCGUAGACAGACGUAGGCCAUCCCGGACCGGCGAGAGAGACGAUUUGGCGUCAAAAAGGUGACGACAAUAAUGAGUUGAGAAAGGGAGAGACUGACUUGCGAGAAGAGUAAUCAGCUACUUGACUCACUCACCCACUUAUUUGUGUACUCAUUCACUCACUCGCUCACCUUUGCCGCUUCGGCUUACCUUAACCCGCUUACCUAAGGACGCUCGUUCCUCCCUCCCAAAACUGGAAGAGCUGCACUACGCGACCCUUCUCC